AUGAACGAAGCCUGGUUCAAAGAGGAAGCCGGCACCACCGAGGCCGACGCCAGCACCAAGAACAUGGCCAGCUUCAACCACCUCCCAGAUAUGAUCAUCGAGGAAGGCACUGGAGGCAAGUCAGCCAAGCCAUUCUUGGCGCGUGCUCGCCUAGAUUCGAAUCCUCGCAACCCGCCAAAGAGCGAUGGCCCUUGGGGCGGGUGCGAUCGCAUCGCAACCCCCCUUGGCCGCCACCCGCUGGUCAAGAUCUUUGACGACGUCUGCCAGGACGGCAGUCAGAAGACUUUGCGUCAAAAGCUCAUCGCCAUCAUAUGGAAUGACCAGCCAAGCGGCAUUCUUGCCGUCCGCGCCGGGUUUGCGCUCCAGGACACCGAGAAUUUCCCUACCAUCGUCCUGGCACUCCAGUACGGUGCUGUUGCGACUGACCGCGCAGUCGCCAUCGUCACCGAGGCCGCCAAUCAUGUCUUUCAGUUCAAGGAGUUGCAUGAUCUAUCUAUCGAAGUCAUCGAGGCCGACUUCUCACUCCAUACCAGCGAGGAUGUCGACUUUUCGCAGCGCUUCCGACCGAUCCCCCUUCCUGGAAUCGGACUUGGACGAGCCGAUCGCUUGAUUUGUGGAGGAACACUUGGAUGCUACCUGCAGCUGCAUCUUGAGCCCAAGCCCGAGGCGCGAAAGACAGGCCUCGAGUCCAAGAUCGUGUAUCUGGCCCUGACUUGUCACCAUGUUCUUUCAGAACAAACAACCCCACAAUUCAAACUUCUGAAGAUCAAGCAGGAAGCCGGAGCGCUUAGAGCCACAGAACAGAAGUGUAUUGAAAUGAUGGAGGAGAUGGACCGGAUCAAUGAGGAACGCUACCACAAGGUGUGCCAGUUUGAUUGUGGUUUUGGCAAGGUUUUGGCCACUUCAGGCUACGACAAGUGUGUCUUCCUUGACGGAGAGGAAGAGAAAGCUGCUCUUGAUCGUAUGAUUAGCGACUGGGGUCUAGUCCAGAUCCACCAGAGUCGACUCGAUUCGGCAGAUGCUUUGCCUUCUUCGUCGCUAUCCCUCGAGCAGCUCAUAGUCUAUAAAUCUUUAGGCCGGUUUCUCGUCCCGUCUAGUGCUGAGAACCCAGAUUUUCCGAACAACGGUAUUUGUUCAAUCGACGACCUGCUCGCGACAUUGGGAGAUGAAGACGACCCAAAGCGCAUCAUUUUCAAGCAUGGAAAUGCCUCUGGCGCUCGUCGUGGCGCUAUCAGUGAUCUUCGCGCCACAAUCUUCAUGCGACACACGGCAGAUGGCCAACCCUGCAUACUGGCUGGACAAGCAGUGCUCGCCGUCGUUCCGCCCAAGGACCAGAAAUACUACGUGGGUAGAUCGAAUGACUUUGGUCGUAAAGGCGACUCUGGCAGCAUCGUCCAUGCCUAUGAUGGUAGCGCCCUGGGCAUCUAUUUUGGCGGUCAGUCGGAACAACACUACGAUCCCCGCAACCCGAAGGUGUCUUCCCUAGACGGCCUGCACUUUGUGCAGGCAAUGUCCGACGCAUUGCCCGAGAUGCACGAUGUUCUGGGUCCGGUCUAUCCUGACUUCGACGUCAAGAUCGUCCAGUGCUGGGACAUGGAUGACUGA
Thyridium curvatum is the source of this 1605-nucleotide messenger RNA. RefSeq lists its product as uncharacterized. The transcript is spliced from 4 exons. NCBI's taxonomy places the organism in Eukaryota, Fungi, Ascomycota, Sordariomycetes, Thyridiales, Thyridiaceae. The record is from RefSeq and is a predicted model, not a curated record. The coding region runs from base 1 to 1605 and encodes 534 amino acids.